Messenger RNA from Ambispora gerdemannii, 777 nucleotides. Lineage: Eukaryota; Fungi; Glomeromycota; Glomeromycetes; Archaeosporales; Ambisporaceae. The record is from the annotation of a GenBank genome assembly.
AUGUCACUUUUGACACCGCCAGCUCUUUCCAUCCGCUCCUAUCCUACAACCGGGGAAGUCUCUGUGGCUCUUGCUGACUUAUUUGUAACACUUUCAGCCGACGCUAUUCAAACUCGCGGUAGAUUUACUGUAGGUUUAUCGGGUGGGUCACUACCGAAAAUUUUAGCAGCCGACCUCGUAAAAAGAGGUGACGCAGUUGAAUGGGACAAAUUGACAGUAUUCUUUUGUGAUGAACGACUUGUUCCUUUAGAUCACGAAGAUUCAAAUUAUCGACUUUGUCAUGAAGAACUAUUCUCCAAAGUCCCUAUUCCUGAAGCGCAAAUUCACACGAUUAAUGCUGAUUUGUUAGAUAAUGCCGACGAAGUUGCGGAAGACUAUAAAGAUCGGUUGAUUAAUGUCUUUGCAGCCAUGAAUAGCGCCAAAUUCCCUGUAUUUGAUUUAUUGUUGUUGGGAAUUGGACCAGAUGGACAUACUUGCUCAUUAUUUCCGGGGCAUUCAAGUUUAGAGAACACAGUCGAUUGGGUAAUCUCAGAAGAAAACUCACCCAAGCCACCGCCACGACGCAUCACUCUUACGUUACCGGUCUUAAACCACGCACACAACGUUUGUUUUGUGGCUACUGGUGAAGGAAAACAAGACAUGUUGAAAAGAGUUAUCGACGAGAAAGAUCAAGAGAUUCCUAGCGCGCUCGUACAACCGGCUCACGGGACAUUGUAUUGGUUUUUGGAUGAUAAAGCGAGUGCCAAAUUAACUUCGAUUGACAAAAGCGAUCAAUAA